AUGUUGAAGAACAAGCCCGACAUUGGGGCCAAGGCGUUCCAGAGGCCUCCGGCGCCCUACGAAUACGCACAGCUGCGUAUGAAGAUGCUGAGGCACCCGUGGCGCGGCGUCUUUUACUGUGGACAGCCGGUCCCGCUAAUACACGAGCGGCCUGGACGAGUUGUAGCGAUCGAGCUCGUCGAGAUCCGGGCGGUGCACACUCGAGUGUGGAAUAGGGAUAGUGACGGGAAAGAGCCCAAUCCGCCACCGCCUUUCGCCCCGCGACGACAGAAGUCUCUUAUUCGCUUCCUGCUGCCCCGUCUCUACGACCGUCGUUACGGCCAGGACCUGGAGUGGACUGACGAGGAGGAAGGCAUUUUCCGCAUUCGUUGGGCUCGCCAUCCGUGGAUUUCUCAAAGGGAACCUCCUGUGCAACUGUUUAAGGACUGGUCUGUUAGGUUGAGGAAGUGGAAUGAAGAGGACCCGAAAAACCUUGACAAGGCAAAGGACCGGAUUCGUAUUAGCUUAUUGCAUACCAAAUAUGUGGAGAAAUUGAAUCAGGAUGACCAAAGCUACCGGUGGUUUAAGGUUGACAACCGUCAAUUGCUGGAUGACACAAAACGCAGGCUGCGCUUGAAGCAGCAAAUGAGAGAUGGCAUUUUAAGUCAUGUGAAGUAUUGUUACAUCCACAAAACUUCCUAUGCACCUUGCUGCUGCCCGUGCAGUACAUGGAGUGAACCACCUAAGCCCAUAUUUGAAGACCAGCAAGAUGCGACAUAUGCGUGUGAAGAAUUUGAGCUCUUUUGUACACAGAUGGCUCCUCAUGUUCGUUGCUGGUACAAGAUGGACGAUUUCGGAGAGGUAGAGUUGACAGGAGGAGGUGCCCCCAUUCCCACCUCUGACUUUCCCGGUUCCAUCCCAAGUGCUCACAUUCCCAUUUAA
Molecule: messenger RNA, 921 nt
Organism: Rhipicephalus sanguineus (brown dog tick)
Lineage: Eukaryota; Metazoa; Arthropoda; Arachnida; Ixodida; Ixodidae
Exons: 8
Coding region: 1-921 (306 amino acids)
Molecular function (GO): transcription cis-regulatory region binding
Source: RefSeq, a predicted model, not a curated record